GAUCAAAAGAACUUAUUCUUUGUCCCCUCGCUUACACUAUAUAUACUCGUUCCAUCCUCCAGAGUUCAUAGCACAAUACACCUACAAUACCUUUUAAGUUUUCGGCUUUGAUUUUCAUCUUUUUAAGCUAAGAAAAUGGCUCAAGCAUGUGCCCAGAAACAAGAAGUCGUCAAGUACGGCCCUUAUGGAAAUCAAUGUGUGAGUGAAAACUUCUCGAUGAAAGUUGAAGGGUGUAAGUUCAUCAAAGAAGUCAUUGUGAGGCAUGGAUAUAUUGUUGAUGCAAUUGGGUUCGUUGUAGCCGAUCCAUGUGGUUCCGAAACCAACAUGUUUGGUGGCGAUGGUGGAAAUGAAUCAAAGAUUGUGCUCAAGUGCGGUGAAUUCAUAACACAAAUUAGUGGAACGUCGGGCGAGUAUGCCUACGCUAACAACACCCGUCUUAUAUCAACAAUCAAGAUACACACUAAUUUAUGUCCCGGUGGAUAUGGACCAUUUGGAACUGGGCAAGCAACCAAAAAUGUUCAAUCAUUUGCAUCUCCAAUGCCAUUAGACGGUCGCAUUGUUGGGUUCUUUGGAAAUGCUCAAGGAUACCUCCUUUCUCUUGGUAUCUAUGCUGAAAAGCCCCUACUCAAGCAGGGAUGUUAAGAACACACGCCCUUAGCGUGGUUGGAGCUUAUGACUGUCAUGGGCCGUGUGCAACAAUAAAAGGUUUCCAGCAUAGCCAUGGAACUGUGUUAUGUACUUUGUUUCAUGUUUGAGUCUCGUUACGACUUUUAUCUUUUAUUUUCGUGUGUUUUUGUUUAAUAAUAAGCCACAUUUGCUUAGUGGCCCUUUCAUAUA
Amaranthus tricolor (Joseph's coat) is the source of this 837-nucleotide messenger RNA. Its product is annotated as horcolin-like. Bases 136 to 642 code for a protein of 168 amino acids. NCBI's taxonomy places the organism in Eukaryota, Viridiplantae, Streptophyta, Magnoliopsida, Caryophyllales, Amaranthaceae. The record is from RefSeq and is a predicted model, not a curated record. The transcript has 4 exons.